Messenger RNA from Orbicella faveolata, 2874 nucleotides. RefSeq names its product beta-3 adrenergic receptor-like. The record is from RefSeq and is a predicted model, not a curated record. Lineage: Eukaryota; Metazoa; Cnidaria; Anthozoa; Scleractinia; Merulinidae.
GAAGACUGUUUAAAAGCUGACUGAAAAUGCUUGGUAUGGUCCAGAAAAAACUGCAUCGAGACACCUUAAACCGUUAACUUUCAAAGAAUAACCUGGUAAUUUGCAUAAAAUUGAACUCUCUUACAUGCCGUAGCAGUUUAUAUUACUGACAGGGAACAAUUUAAUUUCAAGAGCUGUAGCCGCUAUAACCGUAACAGCUGUAACCGAAAAACAAUAAUCAAGGUUUCCUAAAAUGUAGAUAUUUUGAGCAAAUGAUAUAUACCAGAGGCCAUUUGUACAAGUCAAAGUUGGCCUUUAUUAAUUCCUCGCCAAGAGACACAAAUGGCGGCUGUACAAUUACGCUUAGUUAAAAAGCUACAAACAAAACUUCAAGAAACUGUUCACAAAAAUUUCAAGUAUAAGAAUGAAAUUUGUGCCAAGCUUCCUUUUCAUAGGAUCCUUUUUACGUCCCGGCUGUCUUCGUAAAGAAGCAUGACAUUUUGAGCAUUUAAGCCGCGAAAACCACCAUUAUAAAUUAUGCAAAUUUCAAACUUCGCCCGUCAAAUAAAUCGUUGGAACUUUAAACUAUUUUUCCUUGAAUAAGUUGACCCAAACAAGUACGUUUUGGCGAAAUAAAAAAAGAUCGAUUUUUCGGGAUUGUUUCUCGAUUCUCGACAUUCUGAGAAAAUCAUUAAUAUAUUCUUAAAUCUGAAAAUUGUUAUUGUCCCUUAAUUUUCUGGUAAAAAAGCCAGUUCAUUCGCUGGAAUGACAGUGUUGAGCAGAUCACCUCAUUAUUUUGAGCAUGGACAGAAUCGAAAAUAGGCGCACACGCUAAUUAAACCAGAUUCCGUGUGUAUUGAAUGUUGAAAAUCUUGACGCGCUUAAGUGAGGCUGGAUUUCGAGUCUUCGGCAUGUCUUCGGCUGUUCUUUUGAUAUCAAAAACGCACAUGAAAUGGCUUUUCCUUUCAUUAGAAGAACGCAACGUUUUAAGACUUAGAAGAUACGCUAUGAAGAUUAGCUAGAAGCAUUUAGAGUAUGCAGAAACUAGAGAACGGAAGAAGGUCGAACUAGCGCACAAGUGGUUUUUGAGCGCUUUGCCGCAGUGUUAAAUACAUUUAAAAUGCGAUUUAAGUUUCCGUAUUCGGCACAGGUGAAAGUUUAGCAAAAGGACACAAAGGCCUCUUUCGACAAGAUCCGGUUCACACGAAACAGAAUUUAAAUAAGUUCGUUUGCGGUGUUAGACGCAGUUUUUUCCUUCGUUGUGGCGAGGAUAAAGUUCUGCGCAAAAUCGUCGUUCAGUGGAGGUUUUCGUCUUCCUGGUAGUCCAGGAAAUUAUAAAACCCUCCGCGAAGAAUUUUUAUAGGCAUAUAGUUGGAAGUUACGUGAGCGAGAAUCCUAAAGUGGAAUAUUUGGAGGUAAUUGAAAUUAUUAUGUUUUUUUUUUUGAAGGAUAAAGCCAGUUUUCAAUCCAAACUUGGCCUCUAUAUAAUUAUGUAUUUUGAGGAAGAGUAUUUUGAAGUUUAAAGUUUCUUUUUUUCCAUAAUGGGUCGUGUUUCUAUACCAUUUUAUAAAAUUUUACUGAAAAGUAAGCAAAAUUUAUCGCAGCAUUGAUGCGGCGGAUUAACCUGUAAUUUCUGGCGUCGAAAUAAGCCAUAUUUGUACGAAAGCAUCGAUCGUUAAACAGUAAAAAGAAUAUCGCAAGUGUUUGAAGAAGGAAUUUCAUUACUAUUACUGCCUAAUACUUUUGCAAUUCUUCGCAAUUAGAAAAGAACGGCUUUCUUCUUUUUCAUUCUAUAGCAUUCUGUUUCCAAAACACUGUGAAGAACUACAAAGUGUCUUGGCAACCAACGUUUUGACAAACAAGACCCCGAUUGCCUAUUUACCAGUUUGUGGUUCCGUGGGAACAAAAACAAGCGAGUGAAUUUGGAGGGAAGAACAGCUUCGACGAAACUCCAGCAUCCAAUCGAAAUCGAGUGAAAAAUCAAGAAAACAAAAUAUAGCGGCGAUGUCGGCCGCAAACCUCUCGAACAUAAACGAAGGUCACUGUUCCUGGCCGUUGCACCCCGGUAAGACAUCAUGCUUCGCACCGAACAGCUUGCAUCUUCCACUGUUGGUUGUGGUUGUGAUCCUAAACUGCACUCUUUCCAUGGUCUCCGUGACGGGAAACGCUCUGUGGAUAGCAGCCUAUACCAAAACGCCAACCCUUCAGACGCCGUUGAACAUGUGCCUUCUGAGUUUAGCGUCUGUUGGCCUCUUCAACGGCGCAGUGAUGCAACCUUUGAUAAUAUCAGACGCCAUCUAUUUCCUAGCUUGUCCUUUGAAGACUUGCUCUUUGGAGCACAUCGUCACUGGAAUAAUAACUUUGGUGGCUGACAGCACCCUCCAAAACAUUGCCGUCAUCUGUAUUGACCGUUACAUAGCAAUUCUCCACAGCGCUAAGUACUGCCAGUUAGUUUCCAAAAAGAGAAUCGUAAUCGCUUUUUGCACCUACGCACUCUUUCGUCUGUUUUUAAGUAUCUGCGUUUUCACUGGAAUCCUCGAUUAUACUGCUCUGGUUAUCUCAUCAAUAGUUCUUAGCAUUGUGAUUGUCUGUUUUACUUGUAUACGGAUUUUUCUUCAGAUUCGUCGCCUCGGAAGCGUUUCAGUCGGACCAGUGAACCCGGAGGAAGAAAGAAGGAAAGCUCAGGAGCGAAAAAUCACCAAAACUAUCGGUGUUAUCAUUGCAAUUUCGGCUCUGUGUUACGGCCCUGCUCUAGGAUAUUUCUUCGCCAGUAAAUUAACUGUCAGAAGCGAAGGCCUACAUGUCAUACUCUGGCGUUUUAUUGNAGCGAAAGAGGGACUACUCUUAGUCUGGGGUAAGACCGCCUCUGGGCCAAAACCCUGCGGGGGCAAUUAA